Messenger RNA from Fusarium coffeatum, 1470 nucleotides. RefSeq lists its product as uncharacterized. The transcript is spliced from 3 exons. Gene Ontology annotation, molecular function: aldehyde dehydrogenase (NAD+) activity. NCBI's taxonomy places the organism in Eukaryota, Fungi, Ascomycota, Sordariomycetes, Hypocreales, Nectriaceae. The record is from RefSeq and is a predicted model, not a curated record. Bases 1 to 1470 code for a protein of 489 amino acids.
AUGGGCGAGAGAAUUACACCUGAGGCAUUCAAGCCUCGCAUGCUUAUCGAUGGUGAAUUGGUCGAGGCAUCAGACGGCAAUUCAUUCCCCCUCUACGACCCAGCAACAGGCGAAAAAGUAGCCGAUGUCCCCGAAGCUACAAAAGAUGAUACCAACAGAGCUGUCGCAGCCGCUGCCCGCGCAUUCCCAGAAUGGUCUGCCUUGGACCCCGCAAAGCGUGGCGCGUACUUGAAGAAACUCGCCGCUUUAAUCCGCGAGCACACCGAUGAACUGGCACUCCUCGAAGCCAAGUCUAUGGGCCGUCCUCUUUCCGAAUUCCUGGAAGGUCACAUCACUGCGGGGACUUAUGAGCAUUAUGCUGAGGCCUGGCCGCAUAUUCAGGGUCAGGCAAGUCUCAACACGCCUGGUUAUGUGACCAUGACUCUUCGACAGCCUUUUGGUGUUGUCGCGGCUAUUAUCCCUUGGAAUGCUUCACUCUUGUUCUUUGCUGGUAAAUCGGCUCCUGCACUUAUUACUGGUAACACAGUGGUUGUCAAGAGCAGCGAGAAAGCACCACUUGGAGCAGCAAAGUUUGCGGAACUUAUCCAGAAGGCGGGGUUUCCUCCUGGUGUUUUUAAUGUUAUUUCUGGCCACGGGAACCCUUCUGGUGCUACCCUUGCGUCUCACAUGGAUGUUCGAGCAAUCAGCUUUACUGGUUCCAGUCCCACUGGUCGCGGAAUUCAGGAGGCUGCUGCCAAGUCCAACUUGAAGAAGGUCAUUCUUGAACUUGGUGGAAAGUCGCCUGUCAUUAUAUUCGAAGACGCCGACCUUGAGCAGGCAGCCAAGGACACUAUGAAUAGCAUCCAGUGGAACAGCGGACAAGUCUGCAUGGCCAACUCUCGAGUCUAUGUGCAGGACUCCGUUGCAGAUAAGUUCAUUCAGGCUUGCAAAACAGCACUCGCUGCCGCCAAGGUUGGAAACCCGACUGAAGAGGGUGUCAAGCAAGGUCCCCAAGCCGACAAGGUUCAAUAUGAGAAAGUAUUAUCCUACAUCAACGAGGGCAAGAAAUCCGGCACUCUCGAACUCGGCGGAAAUGGUAACCUCGACAAAAUGGGCGGUUACUUUAUCGAGCCAACUAUCUUCCUUAACACUCCUGAAGACGCCAAAAUCAUGAAGGAAGAGAUCUUCGGCCCAGUUGUCAACAUCAACGUCAUCAAGACCGAAGAAGAAGCUGUCGAGAAGGCGAAUGAUACAGAAUAUGGUCUAUAUGCUGCUGUGUAUACCAAGAAUGUUGACCGGGCUAUGAGGGUUACUCAAAAGCUGAACUCGGGAUACGUGGGUAUCAACUGCACCAGUCCUACGACUGCAAGGGAUUUGCCUUUUGGAGGAUACAAGGCUUCAGGACAAGGGAGGGAAGGGUACUUGUACAGUAUGGAUAACUUCUUGGAGAUCAAGAGUGUGAUGAUGAAGGUCGAAGGUUCAAAAAUUUAA